Messenger RNA from Arachis ipaensis, 2376 nucleotides. The record is from RefSeq and is a predicted model, not a curated record. NCBI's taxonomy places the organism in Eukaryota, Viridiplantae, Streptophyta, Magnoliopsida, Fabales, Fabaceae.
AAUUGAAAACAAAAAAUGUGAAAUAAUAAACAGGAAAAGAGUGUGUGGCCGUGUGGGUUGGCGGUCUCGAAUCUGCCUCCAAAAUUGGAACCAUUCAAAGUGUCUGUGUGUGUGUGUAGGUGACGAUGGCGACGGCGACGGCGACGGAGGGAACCGAAACCAACGACGACGGUGCUCGUCCAUGGCAAUCCUACCACACUGUUUAUACAACUGCCAAAGCAGGAAUGGAUGGUGUGGACAAGGAGAAAGUACAAAGGACAGUGUAUGAAAUGAGCAAAGGAUCUAAGUAUUUUCAGAACGAGGAACGCAAGGACGCUUUUAUUACCCAGAAGAUCGACAAAAUCCGAACUCAAUGUGAUAAGCUUACCCAAGCAGACCUAUCCCAUUUUCAGAAGGUAGCUGACCGAAGAAUACUUGAGCUAGAAGCUUUGCGGGAUCUUUCAAGGAUUUGGUUACAUGUAGAUAUGGAUGCUUUCUAUGCAGCAGUUGAGACUUUAAGUAACCCUACAUUAAAGGGCAAGCCAAUGGCUGUUGGUAGCAUGUCUAUGAUAUCCACUGCCAAUUAUGAGGCUAGGAAAUUUGGGGUUCGUGCUGCUAUGCCUGGGUUCAUUGCACGUAAACUUUGUCCAGAAUUAAUAUUUGUCCCCACAGAUUUCAAGAAGUAUACCCAUUACAGUGAUUUGACCAGAACAGUUUUUCGGAGGUAUGAUCCCAAUUUUAUGGCUGCUAGCCUUGAUGAAGCAUACCUUGAUAUAACUGAAGUAUGCAAAAGAAGGAACAUCAAAAGUGAAGAAAUUGCGGAAGAACUCCGCACUAGUGUUUAUGAAGAGACCGGUCUCACAUGUAGUGCAGGAGUGGCACCAAAUCGCCUACUUGCCAAGGUUUGCUCAGAUAUUAACAAGCCAAAUGGACAGUAUGUCUUACCAAAUGAUCGUAUGGCUGUUAUGACCUUCAUAUCCUCCCUUCCUAUCAGAAAGAUUGGGGGCAUUGGUAAGGUCACCGAACAUAUUCUGAAGGCUGUAUUUGGAAUUAACACGUGUGAACAGAUGCUGGAGAAGGCUAGCUACCUCUGUGCUCUUUUCUCUCAGUCAACAGCAGACUGGAGUUUGUGCAAUUUUCCACCUGAAUCACUGACAUCUAUUUCAAAUAUGCUUGCUUCUAUUGUCUACAACUUACAAAAGUUAAUAAACUUAGCCUUCAGUCUAAAGUUUUCCAACUACCCAAAUUAUGUUAGCCUAACAAUAUAUCAGCUAUUGAGUUAUGCAAAGCUUGUGUUUGCAGCGGAGCUUGCUGAAAUGCUGUCCACAGACAUGCAAAAAGAGGGUCUCUGUGGGCGAACAUUGACUCUUAAACUGAAAACUUCUUCCUUCGAGGUUCGGACUAGAGCCAUGACUUUACGAAAGUACAUAAGCUCGAGGGAGGAUAUCUUGAAGCAUGCUUCGGAGCUUCUAAAAGCAGAACUUCCUCUUUCAGUAAGAUUGAUAGGCCUUAGGAUGUCACAUUUUGAUGGAGACAAGUAUGGUGGCUCAACAUCUAAUCCGAAACAAAAGACUAUCACCGACUUCAUUACUUCUGUAGAUGCCGAUAGGAACCGUUUUUUGCCAGAUGUUGCAGAUCAUGAUUUUGUCAGCCAUACAGAGACUGAUGUUUCCAUUGGCAGUUGCCAAAGAAGCAGAGAUCCUGUUGAUGGGAAUCAUUCAUCUGAUGUAAACUGCCAAAGUGGCACUGGCUGGAGUUCAGAGGAGAUACAAACAUCUGGCAACAAUGCUUCAUGUUCUAACUAUGGCCAAGUUAAAGAAGCGGUGGAAUCAACUUUUCCAAUUCAGGGACAGUUUGAAGACACUAGUACACUAAAUUUGUCUAAUCUCCUGGAGGAUGAGCGACUUAAUUCUUGCGAGGAUAAGACAAUGUUGUGGUUGAAUGACUACAAAUGUUCACUUUGUGGAAUAGAACUGCCUCCAAGUUUUGUUGAGGACAGAUUAGAGCACUCUGAUUUUCAUCUUGCCGAAAAGCUUCAAAAGGAAGAAUCUCGGAUUCACCAAAGAACAUCUGUUUCAGGUCAAAGCUGGGAUCAGAAGAACAGAAUCACUAGAGAAAGCAUAUCUAAGAAGCAAAAAUUGUCUCAGAAAGAAGGCAGUUACAGACCCAUUGAUUAUUUCUUUUUGUUAAAGAGCAAUAAAAACCGUCCCAGUUAGUUUUGUACAGCGUAUAAAUCUAUAUAUGUAAUUAUGGUACAUUGUGUAACACUAAUGCCCCCGCCGAAAAAAAAAAAAAAAAAAAAACCCACGCCCUAGAAAAUUGAUUUAUUCCACCUGUAAAUUAGUUAAUAGCAUAAACCUUGAUGAAUAAAAUGGUUUCCCUCAUGGAACGCUGCAA